Funneliformis caledonium is the source of this 553-nucleotide messenger RNA. NCBI's taxonomy places the organism in Eukaryota, Fungi, Glomeromycota, Glomeromycetes, Glomerales, Glomeraceae. The record is from the annotation of a GenBank genome assembly.
AUGCGGUGAAAUCGCUGGUUUAAAGGUAUUACGUAUAAUUAAUGAAGCAACCGCGGCAGCUAUUGCUUAUGGUUUAAAUAAGAAAGCCUGUGGUGAACGAAACGUUCUUGUCUAUGAUUUAGGUGAAUUUGAAAAUCAAUCAGAAAUACUUAUUAACGUUUAUGAAGGAGAAAAUGCCCGUAUAAAGGAUAACAACUUGCUCGGAAAAUUCGAAUUGACUAGAAUUCCAUCAGCACAAAAGGUGUCCGCUGUUGAUAAAAAACUGGAAGAUCGAAGAAAACCAUCACGAAUAACAAAUCGUGAAGUUGAUGAGAAAGCUGUGCAAGCAAUACAGGCACGAAAUAGAUUGGAAAUUUAUGCAUCUAACUUACUUAACACUCUUGAAGACGAGAGAUUUCCGAUUAAUCUACUUAAAGAUGCAAUUCUAGCAUCCUUACAUGACUUGAAAAUAACCAAGAGGCAAACUUUUAAUGGCGGCACAACCGUUGGUUUCAGUCAAAGUGGUCCACCUAAUGGUGAAAGUGAUUAUCAUCCAUUGGGAGGACGUCAGUAA